CAUGGAUAAUAUUGGAUCCUUAGCUAUGCUGUUUGGUAUGAGAUGCAUUUGGGAAAGCAUGCACCCAAAUUCACGACAAUUAUACAAAUUUUUUGACACCGAACAUCUUUCUAUUGGCAAUGAUGAAAGUAAAAACUAUACGGUGGAUCUUAUAGCCAAAUGGAUGAUGACUAUGGAUAGACGAGGCCAAAUAUAUUUCAUUCCUUGGAUUGUUGAUCGACAUUGGAUGUUGGUGCUCGUGAUGAUGCGGGGGAUGACCAUAAUUUUGGACCCUUUAAAAAAUCAUAAAUCUCCACCAAUAAUUAUGGAGGUUAUGGGAAAGUAA
Messenger RNA from Humulus lupulus (European hop), 325 nucleotides. RefSeq lists its product as uncharacterized. The coding region runs from base 2 to 325 and encodes 107 amino acids. The transcript is spliced from 3 exons. The record is from RefSeq and is a predicted model, not a curated record. Lineage: Eukaryota; Viridiplantae; Streptophyta; Magnoliopsida; Rosales; Cannabaceae.